Molecule: messenger RNA, 3669 nt
Organism: Drosophila simulans
Lineage: Eukaryota; Metazoa; Arthropoda; Insecta; Diptera; Drosophilidae
Exons: 5
Coding region: 1-2685 (894 amino acids)
Biological process (GO): transmembrane transport; monocarboxylic acid transport
Molecular function (GO): monocarboxylic acid transmembrane transporter activity
Source: RefSeq, a predicted model, not a curated record
AUGGCCAAGCUAGCGUCGGAUCCAAACGCCUCCAACAACAACAGCUGCGAGGCGGCUAACAACAACCACAAUGGCCAGAACCAGAGCCAAAACGGAGACGCCUCCAAUUACCAGGCGCUGCCUCUCACGCCUGCUCCGGCCAACACGCCACUCCACAAGGCCAUCAAGCACGACCUCUUCCCGGAGGUCACGUUCUGCAACCUCUCCGUAGAGGAACUCACGGAUGGUGCGGGACACAGCCGUGUGGUAAGGAGCAGUGUCAUCGAACUGGAGGACGGCACCAUGACGUGCCUGAUGAACGGAAACGGGCAGGUGAAGCGGCGCAAACGCCUGAUCUCGAACGAGUCCGGCGACUCGAUCGACUCCAGUUCCACGGAGAAGAAAACGCCCAAGAUGCCCGACGGUGGGUAUGGGUGGGUCGUGGUGUUCGCCUCUCUGGUCGUGUCCCUUAUAGCCGACGGACUGAGCUUCUCAUUCGGCCUAAUAAACGUGGAACUGCUGGACUACUUCGGAGAGUCCACUUCCAAGACAGCCUGGAUAUCCUCGCUAUUCUUCUCCGUGCCCCUGCUGAUGGGACCCAUCUGGUCCAACCUGGUGGACAAGUACGGCUGCCGAAAGAUGACCAUCCUCGGUGGUGUGGUCUCUGCCUUUGGGUUUGCGCUGUCUUCGUUCUGCAACUCAAUCGAGAUGCUCAUGGUGACCUUUGGUAUCAUCUCGGGACUGGGCUUAGGCAUCGGGUACGUGACCGCGGUGGUGUCCAUUGCAUUCUGGUUCGACAAGAAGCGCACCUUCGCCACCGGCAUCGGAGCAUCGGGCACCGGCAUUGGGACCUUUGUCUACGCCCGCCUAACUUCCUAUCUAAUCGAAUCGUACGGCUGGCGCGGAGCCACUCUAAUCCUUGGCGGCACCAUGCUCAACGCAUGCGUUUGCGGCGCCCUGAUGCGCGAUCCCGACUGGCUGAUCGAGGAAAACCGACUAGAGAGUCGAUCCCAAAGCGUCACCACCUUCUCCAACUCCAGUGUCUGCCUGGAGGAAAUUAAAAAGCUGCUGGACACCGGCAUCACAAAGGAGGCUGUGCUAGACUCGUUGGUGACCAAGAAUAACACGGAGGCCAACCAGCAGAUUGACGAUCCAUUGGACUCCGCCCUCAAGCGCUACCGCAGCGAGAUCUUCUUGCCCACCUUCCUGAGCACUCAGGAGCUCGACAGCAUCUGCGAGGUUAAGAGCCUGAGCCGACGCUCCCUACGCCACAAGGAGGGUGCGGAGGCGCCGUCACGCGAGAACCUGCUGUCCAUGUCCUCGGGAGCAGGUGCCUAUCCCCCAUCGACUGCCGUGAUAGGCUCGCCCGAUGAUACCCUAAUGGGCGGAAUAGCUCAAGAGGCGGCAGAGGAAGCUAAGAAGGCUUACCUGGCCUCCAUCGAGACGCUGUCUCCAUCGGAAAAACGCUCCACUGGUGGGACUCCCAAUGGCUCCCUCCGCUCCUCGGACGAAGGCUACCUCACGCAGAAGCACGCCAGCUCCCGGUAUUCGCUUAACGAAAACAUCUUCAUGGCCAAGCAUACAACACCAUCAAUCUCCAACCUAAAGGUGAAUGGCCUGCGACACAAUUCGGUGGACAUCUUGAGCGAGGACAUGCACUGCUACUACUCGAAGGACGAAACCUUCGCGUUGCUGGAGCCGAACAGGCGCAUCAGGCCCACCGUCAUCGCCAUUCCGGAACAGGAGCAAUCGGUGAACAGCGAGCUGGCCACCCGUCGCGCCCGCCUGGACAGCAUCACGGGAAUCCGCCGGCUGUCGCGCUCCAAAAAGCCCAGCCACCACCGAUCCAACCUCCGCCGCAACAUCUCGAUCCGGAACUCAAACUUCCUCAAGGACAUGCGCAUUCACCGCAACUCUAUCCACUACCGCGGGGCCAUGCUGAACACGCACCGCUACCGGCUGCGCGCCUCCUCCUGCCCCAACAUCUACCGCAACUCGAUGACCACCAUCGCCAAAGAGGAGGAAGAUACCUGGUAUGACAACUUCGUGGACACCAUGAAGUCCAUCUUUGACUUUUCCCUCUUUCUGGACAUGAAGUUCGCCCUCUUCAAUCUCUCCACAUUGUUUUUGUUCAUUUGGUUCAUUAUCCCCUAUCUGUACCUUCCCGAUUACAUGAAGCAAUACAAGUACGACGUGAGCCAGAGUGCCGAGUUGAUUUCGGAUGUCGGCAUUGCCCAAACGGUGGGCAUGAUAGGACUUGGCUAUCUGGGGGAUCUGCCCUGGAUGAACAUCAACAUAUGCUACUCGCUGUGCAUGCUGGUCUGUGGAGCUUCAGUGUUCUUCAUGCCCCUGCUGAUUACCAACUACAUGGGCCUGAUGGCCAUGUGCGUUAUUUUCGGAUUUACGUUCGCCAGCUCUUUUUCGUUUACGCCCAGCAUUCUGGUCAGUAUUGUGGAUCUGGACGAUUUCACGUGUGCCUACGGUCUGGUGCUGCUGGUUCAGGGAGUAGGAAUGAUCGCAGGACCCCCUAUUGCAGGCGUCAUAUACGAGUAUACGGGCAGAUGGGAUGACACCUUCUAUUAUGCUGGAAUAUUUAUCGCACUCUCCGGUGUCUGUUCGUAUCUGAUCGAGUUCUGUGAGAAGAAAGCACCUAAGGAGAGUGAUAGUGAUGUCUUAGAGACUAAAAAAGCUCAACUUUUACACUAGGUUACUUACAUUGCACUGUUGAACGCCGCAAGUAGAAGGCAACUGGAGGUACUACCAAUCCGAACUGUAGCAUAAUAAUGGACUAGCAUUAAAUGUUAACGAGUUUCUUAUGUCAAAUGGUGUUGCAGCCAUAAAAUCAGAGCAGAAUUGUAACUGAAACUAAGCCUAUUCCUAAGCUCUAGCCCGUAAGACUAUACUUGACUUGACUAAUCGUAGCUAAGUAUCAAUAUACACCUAACAUAUACUUACCGCACUAGGGCAAUUACUAACCGCAUCUUGUACUCAUGUCUAGACAAACUGUUCAAUUUCAAUCAAUAUCAAUGCAGUGCAUCACUGCCAGGUGCAAACGGGUCCCUCAAUUGUCUUCUUUACAAAAUUUAGAAAAAUAGUUUUAAUUGCCUUACAUUUCGUACGAAUAUUAAUUAAAGGGAAUACAAUAAACAACAAUCUAUGUAACGUAUGCAAUAACAAGCGACCAUUUUCAAUCAAUCUAAAACUCACAAUAAAAUCUUUGGAGCAUUUGUUUGUACAUCAGACGUCACGGAUCCGAAAAGUUUCAAAUUAAAAAAAUCAACUGAGCAAAUUAGGGUAUACAAAAUAGUUAAUGUUGGAGCGAAAAACCUGUUUUUGCAAUUUGGCAAACUUUUUCUUAGACAAAACACAGAUAAGAUUCAGAAAAUAAAAAACACCCUAUGUAAUAUCUUAAAAGUUCAAGUAUUAUUAAAAAAAUACAAAAAUAUUUCUAAUAGUAUAUUUCCGUAGUAAAAAAAAUGUUUUAACAUAUAAGCACAUUUAAAAAAUUAAGUAAAUGCGACACUAUAGCCCUAUAGCCGACAUAGAAACUGGAAAUUGUUGAUUCAGAACACUUUAGCAAAUAUGUACAUAAACAAAAAAGGAUUCACCAUUCUAUAAUAUUUACAAGACAUUAAUUAAACAAUUAUCUACCGAAAGCCUCUUACUAAAUAAAAAAGGGUUUAAACUAAA